AUGCCGCUAUCAACACUUCUACUGAGUGGGCUAUUAGCCCUGCAGGCACAUGCCCUGCCUGGACGCGACAAUCCUGCGAUCCUCCGACGAGCGUGUCCCGACUACACUUCGUAUGCUUCGACGCCGCAGUAUCGUCCCGCCGAAGCAUGCCGCACCUUCUCGUCGGCAUCGGUGGAGAAGGUUAUCGACGACGUGACUUCGCGUCUCGUCGACAAGGACCUGGCGCAGCUGUUCCGCAACGCCUUCCCAAACACCCUGGAUACUACAAUUAGGUGGCACCAAAAUGGUACUACAGCAGCUUCCAAGCGUCAAAGUAAACGCGACACGGCCCAGUGGACCGGCGCGCAGACCUUCAUUGUUACGGGUGACAUCAACGCGGAGUGGCUGCGUGACUCCACUAACCAGCUUACCAACUACCAAGCUCUUGCAAAGAAAGAUAAGAGCUUGUAUAAUUUGAUUCUGGGUGCAAUCAAUACCCAGGCAGAGUUUGUGAUUCAGUCGCCCUAUUGCAAUGCUUUCCAGCCACCGUCGGCAAGUGGCAUCCCGCCAGAGAACAGCACUCAAGUGGACACCGUUCACCCGGCGUACGAGAAAUCGUUUGUCUUCGAGUGCAAGUACGAGCUUGACUCCCUCGCACACUUCCUGCUGUUAGGCACGGAAUUCCAUGAGAGCACCGGCUCGACCGAGUUUCUGACCGAUCGUUGGUAUAAAGCGCUGCAAACUGUGCUCGACGUGAUCGAUGCGCAGUCACAGCCUACCUUCAACUCAAAGAAUCAGUUUGUCACCAAUCAGUACACCUUCCAACGUGAGACUACCAUUGGCACCGAGACGCUGAAUUUGCAGGGCGUUGGGAACCCGCUCAACAGUGGCACGGGUCUGAUUCGUAGCGCCUUCCGACCAAGUGAUGAUGCCACAAUUUUGGGAUAUUUCAUUCCUCCUAACGCAAUGAUGUCUGUUCAGCUGCAGAAGGUUGCCGAGGUUAUCAAGGCUGCGGGUGGCCACAAUGACUUGGUCAAUGAGCUAGACCAACGGGGCAAGAACCUCGCGAAAGCUGUCAAGGAUCACGGUAUUGUCAACCACCCUAAUUAUGGGGAUGUUUACGCCUUUGAGGUCGACGGGUACGGCUCUCGCAUCCUCAUGGAUGACGCCAAUAUCCCAUCUCUACUCUCUCUUCCUUAUCUUGGUUUCCUUGACAAGAGCGAUAAGGUCUACCAAAACACUCGCAAGAUGAUUACCGAUAAGGCCGGAAAUCCAUACUACUUGGAAGGUCCUGCUUUCCACGGCAUCGGUGGUCCUCACAUCGGUCUCGAGAAUGCCUGGCCCAUGUCCCUCCUAAUGCAGGCUCUUACUUCUGACGAUGACACCGAGAUCUUGGACUCUAUCAAUCUGGUCCGCGACUCCAGCUUGCUCGGCCUUAUUCAUGAGUCAAUCAACGUCACCAACAUCAAGACGUACACUCGUCCCUGGUUUGCGUGGGCGAACUCUGUGUUUGCUCAGACGAUCCUUCAAGUUGCGGAGGAGCGGCCUCAUUUGAUCUUUGGAGACAACGCCCAACCAUAUACUGUUAAUUAA
Messenger RNA from Penicillium daleae, 1572 nucleotides. Its product is annotated as glycoside hydrolase family 125 protein. The record is from RefSeq and is a predicted model, not a curated record. NCBI's taxonomy places the organism in Eukaryota, Fungi, Ascomycota, Eurotiomycetes, Eurotiales, Aspergillaceae. Gene Ontology annotation, biological process: carbohydrate metabolic process. The transcript has 3 exons. Bases 1 to 1572 code for a protein of 523 amino acids.